Caenorhabditis elegans is the source of this 1642-nucleotide messenger RNA. It is a transcript of the gene K09C4.4, whose product is annotated as Major facilitator superfamily (MFS) profile domain-containing protein. Gene Ontology annotation, biological process: hexose transmembrane transport; transmembrane transport. Gene Ontology annotation, cellular component: membrane. NCBI's taxonomy places the organism in Eukaryota, Metazoa, Nematoda, Chromadorea, Rhabditida, Rhabditidae. The coding region runs from base 3 to 1577 and encodes 524 amino acids. Gene Ontology annotation, molecular function: transmembrane transporter activity. The transcript has 15 exons. The record is from RefSeq and is marked reviewed.
CUAUGAAGUUUCCGGUGACCACGAGAAUUCUUUAUGUAUUGAUAUGCCUGUCUUUUUUGGAUGUUCCGUGUGAAAUCCUUACCCAGACGUUUCCCAUUCUAGCGGAUACUAUAAAUGACAUGAAUAAUCACACUUUGAUGACACACUAUGGAAUUACACCAACUGUUACAAGCAUUUCAAUUAUGAAUUCAAUGAUAACAUCAUCCGAAACGGUAGGAACAUUAUUAUCACUAAUUUUUCUGAUCCCCAUGGCUGACACAAAAGGAAGAAAGUUUCUCGUCAUCUACAUGCGAUCUGCCCUGUUGAUUUUAUCAGCGCUUUGUCAGGUGUUAUCCGCGUACUCUCAAUCUGCUGAAUUUUUCAUAAUGAGUAAACUAUUCGAAGGCCUGCAACAUCCUCUGGGCACAUUUCUUACGGCAUUGUUCAUAGCCGAAUGUGCACCAGAUAAGAAUCGAGGAUUCGCUUGUACAUCGCUGGUAGUUUUAGUUGGAAUUGUGAGAAUGAUCAUGUUGCCCAUAGCGUCACCAGCUGUGUUAGGAAAAGCGGACACUUGGUUUGUGUUCCCACUGGCCGCACUGAUAAGCAGUUUUUUGGUUUUAAUAUGGGUAUGCCGGUUACCUGAGUCACCGAAAUGGCUGGUCUGCCAAAACAGAAUAGAGGAGGCUAAACGGUCCAUUGAAUAUUACCAUGGGAACGAUUCCUCGGAGAAUUUCAAUAACGUUUUGCUAUCUAUUGUGAAAGAAAAGAACCUAACAAUUGAGUCGCAUAUAUCUUUAAGAGAAGUCUUACAAAAUGACACAUUACGAGAGGGGUUCAAAGUGCUGUUUUCAUUUUUAUUUUUUAUAUUAAUCGAUUCUGAUAAUGCAUUGUCAGUUUACACUGUCCUACUUCACAAAAGUGCAGGAUUUACCACACAAGAGGCAAUCAAUAUCAACUUGAUAAUCUCCAUAGUAUUUUUCCCAACUCAAUUCAUUGGAACAUUGUUAAUUGAUUAUCUUGGUAGGCGUCCGGCCUUUUGUAUUGGCGGAUUCAUGAUAUUCAUUAAAAGUUGCCUCCUAUUACUCGUUCAAUUUGCUAUAUAUUUUUUUGGAGCAAACCUGAUUACAAAAAUAAUUGAUAUUAUCAUUGCAUGUCUAGGCUCUGGGCCGAAUGCAACUGGAAUGUCUUCGCUUAGAAUAUUAUUCAUAACCGAACUAUUUCCGCCGUCGGCAAGAACCUCCAUAUCCCAGAUAAUGCUCUUCACAAGUCUAGCAAUCAAUUCGUCUCUUUUGUCGUCUUUUCCACUACUCUACUCUUGGUUCCCACCAGCAUUUUUCACACCACUUGUAUUCACGCAAAUGUUUUUCGGUAUCUACUUGUACAGGUACAUGCCCGAAACUAAAGGUCGGGCGGUUUGUGAUAUUAUAGAGUCAUUCGACGAAGAAGUCGCGUCAAGAUCCGUUUCAUUCCUGCAGGAAAAAACUCCAUUAAUUCGAAAAAGAUCCAACACGCAUGCCUUCAAAAGAAACAGCAUUCUCAACACUUCUCGAACAAGAGCUUUAACUUUCGAUCAUAUGUUAAUUCCAAGGAGAAAAUGAAAAUUAAUACCUUCUUCAAUGAUAAUUAUAUGUAUUUUUUCAAUAAAAAUUAUAAUAUUUUACAA